This is a messenger RNA of Vitrella brassicaformis, 3674 nucleotides long. The record is from the annotation of a GenBank genome assembly. Lineage: Eukaryota; Vitrellaceae.
AUGCACACACAUCACGGGAUCUCGAUUUCGUCUUGCCAGCACGACGAGGAGUUUGGCCGCCAGCAGCGGUUUCGCCACGAGCUGCGAGCUCAACCUCGUGCACUGGGGCUUUCGGACGCGCGGCGGUGCCCAGAGCUGUGGCGCAGACGAGUGGUGCCCGGCCGCACGCUGACUGACAUUGACUCUCUGCACCACGUGACGUAAGCAGAUAUCAGUGCACACGUGGCAGACACACACACAGACAGACAGGCUGGCAGCAGGCAGGCCGCUGCGCGAUUGAUUGAUUGGUGGAAUGGAUGCGGCUGAUGCACGUGUGUGGCUGAUGCACGCAAGUGCCGACACCCUCACCACUGAUGUGUUUUCACACACGGACGUGUGCCCCAUCUGUCUGUCUGCCGUUGCCUGUCUGUCUGCCUUGCUGCCCGCAGAUCUCGUCUUGGCGGUUCGUGCGGCUUAGAGCACAUCGCCAUCGGUGAGGACCGACAGAGGUGAGCGAGUUCACGACUGGUGCAUGGAUACACAUAGUCGUCUUCUCUCAUGUGUGCGAUGCAGCCCUCUGAACGCGCCACAAGGCAACGCGGCUGCGUAUAAUGCUUUCCGAUCAUGCAGAUCCACACCGGCCGACCAUGGUUGCCGGUGCUGUUCAGCGCAGCGUGUCAGUGGUCACUGUGCGGCGCCGAUAGUGACAGAUAGCUCCUACGAGAUGGCAUCUUCUACCCAAGAAGCCAACAGCAAUGCGGCACCGGUAAGCACACCACACCACAGACCUUCACUCACUUGAAGAGGGGCGGGCAAGGCAACAUAAAUAUCAAUCACAUGCCAUGGUGAUCCUGUUCUUCGUGUGUGUCAGGUGUGUCAUUUGCUGACGACGCUCCCCGAGUCAUGCUUCAGUGGCCACAUUAGCCCCCUUCUCGGCACACAGACCAUUAUCACCAAGCUGGCGCUCACUGCCCCGUCCCUCAGUGUCAUCUCCCGCAAGCCCGCCAUGCACAUUACGCUGCGCCUCGGCAAGGACUUCAGCGACAAGAUCGACAUGACCAAGCAGCAGAUCGCCGUGUGGGGUGCAGCAUUCCGCAACACCAAACACGCGACGAUGGUGUGUGCCCCCACGACGAGCGUGGUGGAGCUGCUCGAGGAUGCCCGCGGCACACUGGAGGAGCUGCACGCCUGGUCGCACACCACUGGGAGCCUGUAUGGGUACGGCCCGCUGAAGGGGCGACGGCAACAUGCUAUGGGACGUGACGAGCGCAUCUUCCCCCGGCUGCGGUGCGUGUGGGUCGCCGAGUGGUGGCUGUCCGUCGCCAACAAACGGCACUGGGAGCUUCCGUAAGUGGCUGAGUGAGUGCCUCAGUGAGGGAUUGGUCAGUCGGAUGUCAGGGAUGGAUGUGCUCACGUGCAUCAUGUCAGGGCCCUGAUUGACGUGCAUCUUCGCGAUAGCACCGUUUGUUAUCCCAUGGCGCAGAUCUCCGAGAUUGAGUACGGAACGUGUUCCGGCGACCAUGGCUGGAGGUGCACCGAGUGGCUCUCAGGCGAAGGGCCGCAUACCCUGACGCUCGAGACGGGCACUUCAGAGGGGUGGGAGCUGACCAACCUCUGGGACAUGUUGAAGCCAUCCAUCAAGUGAGGAAGGGGGCAACGAACAUGCGUGUGUGCGCGUGUGCGUGAGGGUCGAUGUGGAUGUGGAUGUACUCUGUGUUGGCUGCGCAGGCGGCUCAAGGGCGUAUGUUGUCCGUGUGGUGCCGACGAGCUGCCAACAUUCUGCAUGGACUGGAACAUCGCCGAUUGUGGGCUGCAGCUGGACGAGCUCCACAUGGUCCUCAAAGCCGUCCAUCCCACAAGAACGCGCCAGGUGUGUGUGUUACAUGAGAUGAGAUAGCGCAAGGCAAAGAGAAGACCAAGACCCCGCCUGACGUCCUCCGCGUCUGUGUGUGUGUAUGUCUGCCACCCGUCAGGUUUUCCACAAGAUCGACAAACUUCUGUCGACCAGUCUGGCGCCCAACGGCACCUUCAACAUCACGUGCACACCGGACAUGACCUUCAACACGAUCGAGCACCUGGAGCUGCUGCAGGAGCACCCAUCGUGGGCUGGCAUGCUCACACGAUUCGCCUCUGCAGCUCAGUGUGUCGAGUUUCCUUCUGGACUGGCUCAGGGGGAGGCGGUGCCGACUGUUGUGCUGUAUCGGCUGCCUCAGGUAGUCUUUUCGAGUGCUGAGACCCUGUACCUGGGGGCUGGCUCCGAGCCGCCCCCUGCGGCGCUUUUGUCGCACAUAUCCGAUCGCUCCUUUCCUCAUGUGACCACACUCAGUCUGGGGCAUGCAGAUGGGGUGAGAGAGGACGCAGUCAGGCGGGCCACCGACCUCAGGUCGCUGCGGGAGGUGCGCUUUGAGAUGAGUGGACUACUUGGGAUAUGGGUGGCGACUGUGCCGUUUUUGUUCCCUCUGUGCCUCGGUGCGUGCAGCCAGACAGGUCCCCUGCUGCACGUGCAUGCCGACUGCCGGCACACCGCUGUGAGCUUCGACUGUGUGUGGUCGCUGUGGGGGGCCGGGGGCGGGGCAGUGGGUCAGAAAGGCAUCGAGAAGCGAGUCCAGAAGAUCACUGUAGAGGUACACGGCGCGAGCCUUGGAGUGUCAGGCAUCUUGCCGGUGUGUCUGGAGGCCAUCGACAAGUGCCCUUUUCUCGACUCCAUCGCUCUCCGCCGCUCAACACUCUGCUUCUGCUUCUCUGGCACAGUCGAUCGGCUAGGAAGCGACCUUCAGGCAGUCAAAGGCAGGAUGGUGUUGCGUGGCUUCGUAGCUGUGCAGGUCGACCUCGAUUCUGACAGUCGGUCCUGUAAGAGUGCCGAGCUGUGUCGCGUGUUUGGCUGCCUCUUCCCUCGUGGUCUGCGUGAGCACAUGUCGCUGGCAUCUCUAGAGGGGGUGUGCACGACGUCGCGUCUCUCUCUGGAUGACACCGUGUCGCUGCCGGAGGCCAUUCUGGCCCAUUUCGGCCUGCGUUUCCCCCGGUGUGUUUCUCGCCACCUGCACAAGGAGUGGGAGGCGGGCAUGACGAAAGAGAUACGCUCGGAGUGGCCUGAGCUCCGCAGCGAAGCUAGGCGCAAGAGAGGCCUGGCUGCCUGUGGGUGAUGGCUGAAUCAGCUCGUUCAUGUGUAUGUAUUGCAUAUGCCUAGCUGCCUGACGUCAGGCUGUCUCGUUUUUAACUUUAUCAGUGACCAUGGUGGGGGGGUGAAAGGAAGGGGGACGCGUCAGUGAGUGCAUUAGUGCAAGGUUCUGCCUUUGCGUGUAUCUUGCUGGCUCGGUCGUCACAGUUUUGCCCUUCUGCUGACGGAAAGAGUGGCCCCACACACCCCAUGCACUUGGAGUACGUUGUGUGUGGGCAGACAGGCUAUGAAGGCAGUGAGUAGGUUGUGGUGCCGCGACUGGUUUUUCGACGGACAAGGGGGGCCGCCAGUCACACACAGUGAAUGCAUUUCAUGACCGUUGCAUCUCAGGCUGCAUUUGUGCGAAGUUUGGCAAGUGCAGUAGAUGGAUCGAUGGAUGGAUGGAGAGAUGCCACACGCUGCACGUGAUAGGUAGUAUGUGUGUGAGUGUGUGUUCAGGUGUGUGUAUGCCGUUCAUUCGGCGUGUGGGUGUUAAAUGAAGGAGGACAUUUCCCCGGCCACAAGACUAUCUGGUUGA